Molecule: messenger RNA, 370 nt
Organism: Poecile atricapillus (Black-capped chickadee)
Lineage: Eukaryota; Metazoa; Chordata; Aves; Passeriformes; Paridae
Product: feather keratin B-4-like
Exons: 1
Coding region: 17-370 (117 amino acids)
Cellular component (GO): intermediate filament
Molecular function (GO): structural constituent of cytoskeleton
Source: RefSeq, a predicted model, not a curated record
CCUCCACACCACACCCAUGGCCUGCAACAACAUCUGCCGUCCCUGUGGACCCACCCCGCUGGCCAACAGCUGCAACGAGCCCUGUGCCCUGCAAUGCCAGGACUCCCACGUUGUCAUCAACCCUUCCCCUGUGCUGGUCACCCUGCCAGGACCCAUCAUGACCUCCUUCCCCCAGAACACCGCUGUUGGAUCCACCUCCUCGGCUGCAGUGGGCACUGAACUCAGUGUGCAGGGACAGCCCAUCUCUGGUGGCUUUGGUGGCUUUGGCUACGGCCUUGGCUAUGGCCGUGGAUUUGGCUACGGGCUGGGCUGUGGCUAUGGGCUGGGAGGCCUGGGCUGCUAUGGCAGAAGGGGUGGCUACAUCUGCUAA